ACAAAUGCAGUAAGAUGCUAGCUUUGGCGUUUUAAAAACUUAAGACGGUGUUCUUCUAACGACCUGCCCUUUUUACAAGUGGGGGAUGUGUAUGUACACUUAGUAUUACGGUAAGUGGAUUUGACGCAAUAGCGCACCUCCGUUCACUACCGGAAGAUCAAGCGCAACCUGUGGCGAAGACGCCAAGUCGCGUCGUUGCAGCAUCCGCAUUACCGCCCAACUUGUGAUAUUGGCGCAGCACAUUUAUUUCCUGCGGAUGGGAGGAGCGAUAGUAAAGAUAAGCGAAUUGUUUCGGCUUUCGCGUUGAGAGUUUCGCCGGCGAAGAGCGAAAGGAGGCAGUGGAUCAAACGGAGAGUUUCCCCCAGACAGAUGCGAUUCGUGAAUCUUAUGUUGCUGUAACGUUUACUGGUCUGUGCGAGUGUUUCGCUGCGGAAUAUAGGGAGAUGGAAGCUUGAAUCUGCUGGAACCCAGGCGUGGCUGGUAAAGCGGUGAUGGAGAAGAAGGAACGGUCGCACGCUAUGGCCUCUGAGGCUCACAGAGACGCUUGGCUGGCGAACUCCGGCCACAGCAAGAAGACAGAGCCCAGAAGCAACGAGAAGAAGUGCUCAUGGGCUUCCUAUAUGACCAACUCCCCCACGAUGAUCGUGAUGAUUGGUCUCCCAGCGAGGGGCAAGACCUACAUGUCCAAGAAGCUGACCCGCUACCUCAACUGGAUUGGUGUUCCCACCAAGGUGUUCAACCUGGGCCAGUACCGGCGCGAGGCCGUCAAGUCAUACAAGUCCUACGACUUUUUCCGCCAUGACAAUGAGGAGGCUAUGAAGAUACGGAAACAGUGUGCCCUGGUAGCCCUGAGGGAUGUCAAGGUCUACUUGAAGGAAGACGGAGGUCAGAUUGCUGUUUUUGAUGCCACCAACACUACCAGAGAAAGAAGAGACCUCAUCCUGGGUUUCGCAAAGGAGAACGCAUUUAAGGUGUUUUUUGUGGAGUCUGUGUGUGACGACCCAGAGGUCAUUGCUGCCAAUAUCAUGGAUGUGAAGGUCUCCAGCCCUGACUACCCAGAGCAAAACAGGGAGCGGGUCAUGGAGGAUUUCUUGAAGAGAAUCGAGUGCUACAAGGUCACAUACCAGCCGCUGGAUCCUGAUGAAUAUGACAAGGACAUGUCUUUCAUCAAGGUGAUCAAUGUGGGCUGCCGCUUUCUGGUCAACCGUGUGCAGGACUACAUCCAGAGCAAAAUUGUUUACUACCUGAUGAACAUCCGUGUGCACUCGCACUCCAUCUACCUGUGCCGACACGGCGAGAGUGAGCACAAUUUGCAGGGCCGCAUCGGUGGGGACUCGGGGCUGUCUGCACAUGGGAGGCAGUUUGCACGAGCUCUGCGGGACUUCAUCGAAGAGCAGAAGCUGCCUGACCUGAAGGUGUGGACCAGCCAGCUGAGGAGGACCAUCCAGACGGCCGAGGAGCUGGCUGUGCCUUAUGAACAGUGGAAGAUACUCAAUGAGAUUGACGCAGGCGUGUGUGAAGAGAUGACUUAUGAGAUGAUCCAGGACUCUUUCCCAGAGGAAUUUGCCCUGAGGGACCAAGACAAGUACCACUACCGUUACCCUGGAGGGGAGUCCUACCAGGACCUGGUGCAGCGGCUGGAGCCGGUGAUCAUGGAGCUGGAGAGGCAGGGCAAUGUGCUGGUCAUCUGCCACCAGGCUGUCAUGCGCUGCCUUCUGGCCUACUUCCUGGACAAGAGUGCAGAGGACCUCCCUUACCUUAAGUGUCCUCUCCACGAAGUUCUGAAGCUCACUCCAGUGGCGUAUGGCUGUAAAGUGGACAGGUUUGACUUAAAGGUGGAAGCUGUAAACACUCACCGGGACCGGCCCCUGGAUAAAGUGCGGAAGAACCCCACGCCCACCCUUCAUCGCCGGAACAGUUACACACCCCUGUCCAGUCACGACCAAGUCAAGCGCCCGCGGCUCUACAGCGUUGGCAGCCAUCCUGGGCUUCCCCUUGCUCCCUCCGUGUCGACCCCGCAGUUCCCCAGGGCACCAGAGGGAACAGCGUUGCGGCAAAAUCAACCCCUGACAGCGAGCACCUGUGUGUGAGUGUUCCUCGGGCCCCCAUGUCUGCUGUCGCUCACCAUUUGGUCCAUGGAGGUCCUCAUCAAGAGACAUGUUUUCCAGCUCAGUUUGAGAAGUUGUGGGGCUCCAGCUGUUUUCCCCUUCCUGUUUAAUAAUUGAAUGAAAGCCUUUGUUCCUCCUCCUUUUACAGUCUGCAGGCUGUGUCUGUCCAGUGUUAUCAGACGCCUUCAUAUUGCAGGUCAUUCUUUGUAUAUUGUGUGGUACAAGGGGGCUUGAUCGCACUUGCCAUUGUUCUGCUGCUCUUGUGCAUGAUCACUGUGGUCCUCAUGCUGUGGUGCAGGGCUUUGUUAUUGGACAGGUUCUCCACGUGCCCCACUCAGGUGGUGGUGGUGGUGGUCGUCAAGCCAGUGGUACUGAUGGCGGAGCAUGGAACCAUGUCUAUGCAUUUUUCUUCUCAAGGGGUGCCUUAGCGUCCACCCUGGUGACUAUUUCCGCUUCUGAGUAGAAUCAGGUGGCGAUGCGUCUUGUCUCCUCCUCCUGCCUUUGCCUCUGAUAGCUGAGGUGUCACCCCAAACUCAGCUCAACCUGUCACUCCACCUGUACCCACAAUGCACCAGGAAUGUCUGCGAUUAGAAAUGUGCUUCAGCAGUUGCCAUGUCAAGUACUUUUUGUUCUGGACUGUCAGUAAAAACUAAUGACAUGUUAGUGUCAUUAGCAUAUAUGAUAUAACUGUUUAGAGGGCAAUGGUUAUUUUCAUGUGUCAUAGUCUUAUUCUGAUUUACAAAAUUACCAGUGUAAAUAUGCGUUUCAUUCUGUAUACCUGUGCAUUCACGUGCUGAACGUGUGAGAGAAAAUGAAGACUGACGUCGUCGCAGCUUUUCACACUCCGCAGCUGGAUACGUUUAGAUUAGUGUUAAUAAAUGGCCUUGAAAUAUUUAACAACUUUAAUAUUGCACAAACAGGCCUCGGCACCUUUGAAAGUAUUUCAAAACUUAUUUUGAAAUGUAAGCUGCUAGAAGCAACCUUGAGGAUGUUGAGUCGGGGAAGGAUGUUAUUGUAUCUUUGUCCUUUUCAAGGCUCUUGUAAAUGACACAAAGACACAGGAAGCAAUAUGUUUUUCUUUAAUCACAGUCCACACUCAGCUAAGGAUCAUAGCUGGACGUUGAUGUCACAGCAACACCCCAGAAGCAUGUUCCACUGCGCAAGCAGUUCACGCCUCGAUACAAUAGCGAAUGAACGCCCGUUCCCAUACCGCAUGCCACAGUAAUCUUCAACCAACCCACCGCCACUGGUACUUGCUUCUCGAGCAGCUCACCUUGGCUUUGUAAAAAAAAAUUUUCCGGCCAACGCGUGACAAGUGUGAACAGGUUGGUGAAGUUCGACACACCUCAGAAGUUAUGUGUUCUCCGAUACUGUAUGGAAGAUGAUGAAUAUGGACACCACCACCCAUGUACUCGCUCUCCACGGAUUGCCGUAAUUGCGAUGUAAUUAGUACUGUACUGUAAUUACUGAACACCGAGAUGGAAUUUGGAAUUGUAAAUGAUAACAUUUGGAACAGUGUGGCAUAGUUUGCAUGUUAUAUUUCAUUCAUAUA
Messenger RNA from Scleropages formosus (Asian bonytongue), 3660 nucleotides. Its product is annotated as 6-phosphofructo-2-kinase/fructose-2,6-bisphosphatase 2-like. The coding region runs from base 492 to 2090 and encodes 532 amino acids. Gene Ontology annotation, biological process: fructose 2,6-bisphosphate metabolic process; fructose metabolic process. Lineage: Eukaryota; Metazoa; Chordata; Actinopteri; Osteoglossiformes; Osteoglossidae. Gene Ontology annotation, molecular function: 6-phosphofructo-2-kinase activity; fructose-2,6-bisphosphate 2-phosphatase activity; ATP binding. Gene Ontology annotation, cellular component: cytosol. The record is from RefSeq and is a predicted model, not a curated record. The transcript has 16 exons.